GCUCCUGUGAAAACAGCCAGCAGGAGGAGACAGACACAGAGGAGGAGCACAGAUGCGUCCAGCUGCCGCUGAAAACUGAAGAAAAAUCGGAUUUUUUUUCUCCCACCGCUUAUGAGCGAACAUUAAAACUGUUUGUGUGAUUCACUUCACCUGAGAGCUUCUAGACCAGGUUGAAAAUAGAGCAUCUGCCAGUCAGUGGUGCACAGCUGGACAUCAUGUAAACCAGGCCUCACUUCCACUGCUGGUUUUGGAUUCUGGUUCGUAGUUUCUGACAUUAAGAAGAUGGAGGGAGAUAAACACAGAUAACCGAGGGGAAACAUUUAAUCAUCAGCAUCGCAAAGACAAACAAACACAGAUAGGUUGUGUUUUGGGACUGAAAAACAAACAUCGAACAAUGGCGUCCUACAGCCCCGUCGCCACUCACGAGGGGACCAACGGGGGCCCGCCCUCCGUGAAAUCCGCUGCCUCCCAGGAGUCCAUGAAGCUGAAGAAGGAGAUCUCCCUCCUGAACGGCGUCUGCCUGAUCGUGGGGAACAUGAUCGGCUCGGGCAUCUUCGUCUCGCCCAAGGGCGUCCUCAUCCACAGCGCCUCCUACGGCCUCUCGCUGGUGGUGUGGACCAUCGGUGGGAUCUUCUCCGUGUUCGGGGCGCUGUGCUACGCCGAGCUGGGCACCACCAUCACCAAGUCCGGCGCCUCCUACGCCUACAUUCUGGAGGCCUUCGGAGGCUUCAUGGCCUUCAUCCGCAUUUGGACGUCCCUGCUGAUCAUCGAGCCGACCAGCCAGGCAGUGAUAGCCAUCACCUUCUCCAACUACAUGGUGCAGCCCAUCUUCCCCACCUGCAUCGCCCCAUACCUGGCCAACAGGCUCCUGGCUGCUGCUUGUAUAUGUCUGCUGACCUUCGUGAACUGUGCCUAUGUGAAGUGGGGCACCCGGGUCCAGGACUUCUUCACCUACGCUAAGGUCAUCGCCCUGAUCGCCGUCAUCAUCACUGGGCUGGUGAAGAUCGGACAAGGGUACACUCACAACUUUGAGGGCAUGUUUGACGGCUCCUCUCAGGACCCAGGCGCCAUCGCUCUGGCUCUGUACUCCGCUCUGUUCUCCUACUCCGGGUGGGACACGCUCAACUUCGUCACGGAGGAGAUCAAAAACCCMGAGAGGAAUYUGCCUCUGGCCAUCGCCAUCUCUAUGCCCAUCGUGACGGUCAUCUACAUUCUGACCAACGUGGCGUACUACACCAUCCUCCCCAUCAACGCCAUCUUGGACAGCGAUGCUGUAGCUGUGACGUUUGCAGAUAAGGUGUUCGGGGUGAUGAACUGGACCAUCCCCUUCGCUGUGGCACUGUCUUGCUUUGGCGGACUGAAUGCCUCCAUCGUGGCCGCGUCCAGGCUGUUCUUCGUGGGCUCCAGAGAGGGCCACCUGCCCGACUUCCUGUGCAUGAUCCACGUUCACCGCUACACCCCCAUCCCYGCCCUGCUCUUCAACGGCUUCAUGGCUCUUAUAUACCUGUGUGUGGAGGACGUCUUCAGGCUGAUCAACUACUACAGCUUUAGCUACUGGUUUUUYGUUGGUUUGUCCAUUCUGGGGCAGCUUUAUCUGCGUUGGAAACAGCCGGACAGAGAGAGACCCCUAAAGCUCAGUCUGUUCUUCCCCAUCGUCUUCUGCUUCCUCACCAUCUUCCUGGUGGUGGUACCACUGUACAGCGACACCGUCAACUCCCUGAUCGGCAUCGGCAUUGCCCUCUCCGGCGUGCCCGUCUACUUCCUCUGCUGCUACACGCCGGCCUCCAAGAGGCCCGUGUGGCUGCGCAGUUUCAUAGCUAAAUGCGGGGUGCUGAUUCAGAAGGUUUGUUACUCAGUUCUGACUGAGAUGGACGACAGCAAAGAUGAAUAGAUGUUUUUUUUUUAAUCCAGACAAGAGUCUCAACCUGAGCUCCUCAUCACCAGCUGCUGCUAAACAAGCAUCAAAGGAUGAACAUUUGGGUCUAAACUGGACCCGACUCUGACUUUGUGACCAUCAUCACUCAGCGACUUUUUUGUUUGUUUUUAUUUUACACGAUGGAAACAUCCAGCUCUGACUGUGACUUCAGGGAGAGGAGAACUGAAAUGCACUGCAGGAGAAGCUGAUGCCUGUUUUUGUUUCACACACAAAAAAAGUUAAACCUAUUGUUUUCUUGCAAAUUGAUUAGUUUUUAAGCAUCUUUAACACUGAAAGCACUGCUGACAAUAGAAACUGUCUUACAGUAUUUGCUCAAAAAAUAAAACAAGCAAUAAGCAACUAAUGUUUAUAAAAUAUUUUAUACCUUCAGCUGUCAGGUCUGCUGAAGUAAAAAGGGCUAUUUUUACACAGUUUGUUGCUCUGAUGAAUUUGACUCAAACGUUAAAGAGUUUGAAAACAUUAUUUAUAAUAAAAGUCUUUACAAAUUAAAA
Messenger RNA from Austrofundulus limnaeus, 2427 nucleotides. It is a transcript of the gene slc7a7, whose product is annotated as solute carrier family 7 member 7. The transcript has 12 exons. Gene Ontology annotation, cellular component: membrane. Bases 395 to 1891 code for a protein of 498 amino acids. The record is from RefSeq and is a predicted model, not a curated record. NCBI's taxonomy places the organism in Eukaryota, Metazoa, Chordata, Actinopteri, Cyprinodontiformes, Rivulidae. Gene Ontology annotation, biological process: amino acid transmembrane transport. Gene Ontology annotation, molecular function: basic amino acid transmembrane transporter activity; L-amino acid transmembrane transporter activity.